Trypanosoma theileri is the source of this 1191-nucleotide messenger RNA. RefSeq lists its product as uncharacterized. Bases 1 to 1191 code for a protein of 396 amino acids. The transcript has a single exon. The record is from RefSeq and is a predicted model, not a curated record. Lineage: Eukaryota; Euglenozoa; Kinetoplastea; Trypanosomatida; Trypanosomatidae.
AUGAUAGAACCUCUUCAGGAUGCCUAUGUCGAUUACUUGGGAGGCUUGUUACUCCAGAGCGAUAUUGACUUGUCCAUUGUAAGGGAAACGCUUGCUUUACUGGGAUUUGAUGAAAAUACUAUAGGUGAUAUACUGGGUGAGAAUCUUCACAGAUGUUCAACCAGUUCUUCCUCAUUUUCUUCAGAAUCCAAUCGACGAAGUUUAAGUCAAUCUUUGACGAUAGACUCAUGUGAACCUGUGUUAACAGAAGAGAGAAAAAAAGAGAGAGGUUCUAUGCGGCAGCAACAUCAGCAGCAGCGAGAACAACGCAUAUCACAUGAAGUACUUAUUGAAGAAGAGUACGAGGAACCACAUCCUUGCAGUGUCCCUACUCUCUCUUCAUCACCCAUAAGUGGAGAUACAGAAUCGCCAUCAUGCGAACUACACUCACCAUAUCACACGUCUAGUUCAGUGAAUUCUGAAGAGAAAAGAUUACUAGUUUCUUCCAGGGGUUUAUGUUGGGAGGCAAUCACAACACCUGAACGACGUUCUCGUUACCGUGAACUCCUGCAUGCAUUGGAGGAACUCCUCGGUGUCGUUUGGGGUCCAAUUCCUGGGAAUAACAAUAGCGUUGAUGGAAUACCUUUGGAAGUUCGAAGUUUCGUGUGCCGAAACCGACUGCAAAAGAUUUUACAAAAAAGAAAUAAAAUGGAAAAUACAUUCCCACUCCAACCGAAGCAUGAACGGAAGGUGCUACGACCGUCGCUUCCUGUCUUCUCACAGAAAGCAUCAAAGGUUCGGGUUCAGGUUCAGAGUCGCAAUGGCCACGGGAAUGAUGAUAUUAUGCAUUUAAGGACCCAUAAACCUCCCAGGUGUUUCCGGAGCGAAAGGAGAGCGUGCGUCACUGACCACCAACGGCAAUGUGAAUUGUGUAUGAGUCUUGAGUACGGAUCCCUCUUUCGUCAGUCUAAAAGACAUCCACUGCAACUGCAAGAUACACCUGCAGCAGUGGGUAAUGCAUGUGGUGUAAAGAUGCAGCCACGUGCUGUGAAUUGUGUGGGAACUGGGCGAAUUAAUAGAAAGGCUCUUGUAACAACCCUACCACAACGCGAAGAUCGUGUUAAAAUGGCACUUGCUUACCGUGAUGAAUGGAACGCUGUCAGUUUCUUAACUGAGCGCGAAAAUGUGCCAUGGUGGACGAACCGCACUUAA